AUGGAUAUCGAGUAUAUUUUUCUAGCCGAAUUUGAUAUUGAUAAAGGAUCAAUACUAAAAGUACAACAUCCAACAGUAUAUCCUUAUGAUUCGGAAUAUUCAAUCGCCAAUUUGAUGCUUCCCGAUGGAUCUCAUAACUGCGUGGAAGAUACAACUGUAUUUUUUCUCAGAAGCAAACACAACAACCCAUCUGAUGAUGCUGAUAAUGAAACAUUUUAUCAUGUACUGAAUGUUCAGAAGCAAAAGAAGUAUGAAGGGGUUAGAAGAGGAGCAAGAGUGAAAAGUUUGGCAAUCGCCUCCAAAAAACCAUAUUGCUUUUCUCUCAGAGAUUUAUUGAGUAAAGCUUUAGAUCAGAUUUUUGAUGCCUAUGAUCACACUAUGUACAGCAAAGAAAGAAGAAAGUCAGAUGAUAUGGAUCUUUCAGAGCUGGAUAUUCAAGAUGAUGCUAAACUUAUUGACAAUCUUGUCCAAACUCUUGUUGAGCAUAUAUUCGAAACUUGUAAUGGAGUCAAAAUUUCUAACCUUCCUAUAUAUUCAGACCAAGAACGCAUUUUCUGGAGAUAUGCAUUAGCAAAAUCAAAAUUUACCAAUUACAACCAUACAACUUCAUUUCAAUAUGGCAACAAAGUUGACCAUAUUACACUCUCCAUCCCUCUUUGUUUAUCAGAAAAUGAGAUUCAAUAUAGAAUCAAUGGAAUAACGCAAGUUAGUCUUUGUAGACUUGUUAGCACCUUUAAAGAGGAUACCAUGCUAAUCUAUAAUGCAAUUUUGUAUCAGAAACGGGUUAUAUUUUUCAGUUCUCAACAAUUAGCAGGUCAAGUUGUCAACACAGUUCUAUCCGCGGUUGCCAUGUUUCCUGAAAUGCAUAAUUUAUUGAAAACUCGAACGUUUCCAUAUGCCAGUUUUUCUAAUCUGGAGUUUUUAGAUGUAGAGGGAUACAUUGUAGGUGUUUGUAAUCCAAUGUUUGCCUACAGAGAAGAAUAUUAUGACGUAUUGGUAGACAUUGACAAGUCUGAAGUUAAAGUGAAUCAAUCCUUCACACAGGUUCAUAAAGAGCGCAAGAAGAUUGAGAAAAAAGAAAAAAAAGAGAAGAAAAAACAAAGAGCAUCGAAAACCAACAUCAUGGAUGCAAAACAUUCAACAGAACCAUCUCCCCAAGAAAAAUCUCUUUUUGAUUCAGUGUUAACAGAUACUCUCGACAUUAUUGACUCGAUUGGACAUACAGUAGGAGUUACCAGACCAAAAACAUUUGACGAUAUUUGUUAUUUAACACAAGACGAUUUAUAUUUUAUUAAGGAUUUAAUAGAAUUAAUUCAAUUCAAAACUCCAAAGUCAAGCGGUUUUGAAAUAUUAGAAGAUUUAAUUAGAUCAAAAUUUUAUUAUUACUCAAAAGAAAUAAUUGAUUUGGCAUUCGAUCAAGAAAAGCAAAUUCUGUAUCAACAACAAAUCUAUUAUGGAACCUCAUCGGCCCAUGAAUCGAUUUCAGAUAACAUCAAAAAAGCAUUAGCUUGGAGAGCUACAUCAUCAUUUAAACAUAACAAAAAGAAAUACAGAUCAGGAAAGAGACAAAUUUACAUUUCACCAGAAAUAAUUGAUUUGAAAAGCUGUGUUCAGAAGUUGCGGUCAAAUAUUUUGAAUGAAGAAGAGCUUAUUACCAUGUUUCAAUUGUUCAUCAAGCACAUAAAUUCUAGAGAGGAAAUAUUGGAGUUUUUGACGUUUUUCCCUGAAAACGAAGGAGGUAUUCAUCCUAUUGCAUUGUGUACUUUGCAUUCAUCUGAAUUGAUGAGACUUUUAGGUGUCUCUUUUUUGAGAAAAAUUGAAUCAAUUGACGAAGGAAAGCUGUUGGUCCAAAACAUGAACAUGUUUUUGCUGCUGGGUUACGACAGAGGUGCCAAACUGUACAACAAUUAA
Naegleria fowleri is the source of this 1911-nucleotide messenger RNA. RefSeq lists its product as uncharacterized. The record is from RefSeq and is a predicted model, not a curated record. Bases 1 to 1911 code for a protein of 636 amino acids. Gene Ontology annotation, biological process: actin cortical patch localization. Gene Ontology annotation, cellular component: plasma membrane. Lineage: Eukaryota; Heterolobosea; Eutetramitea; Acrasida; Naegleriidae. The transcript has 2 exons.